Messenger RNA from Guyanagaster necrorhizus, 483 nucleotides. RefSeq lists its product as uncharacterized. The record is from RefSeq and is a predicted model, not a curated record. The transcript has a single exon. NCBI's taxonomy places the organism in Eukaryota, Fungi, Basidiomycota, Agaricomycetes, Agaricales, Physalacriaceae. Bases 116 to 367 code for a protein of 83 amino acids.
CCUUUCGUCGCUUUCAAUGAUAAUAGAAACUCUGUACUACCUUUUCGAUCGAUCACGAUCAUUUGCAUUGUUCUGUGUACUUAUUUGUGACUAAGCCAAAGUUUCUUUAUCCCUGAUGUUCUUUCCCAUCCGUAUCCGACGAUGCCGACGAGGUGGAUACCGCACUAGAAAAAGACUGAGAUGGAGCAGGCCUCCUACGAGAGCAACCUGUCUUCCUACACCUGCAUUGAAUGCACGCAGUUUUUGGGUUUGUUCUCGUAGAUGGCGCAACGAAACAACGAAGCUGAUUGCAAUCGCAAUUCUCAUACUAAACCAACAGAAAGUCAGUCAUCAAGAACGUAUGCCAGAAAAAAAUGGUAACUCGUAAAACUGAUGGUUACUCGCUGGAGAUUUUGCCUUGGGUAUUUCCUGGCAAGGCUAUCAAAUAGCUCUCUUUCUGGGACAGAGCCAUAGCUUUCAUUUCAAGCGCCUUCAACUUUUUCU